Molecule: messenger RNA, 1071 nt
Organism: Caenorhabditis briggsae
Lineage: Eukaryota; Metazoa; Nematoda; Chromadorea; Rhabditida; Rhabditidae
Gene: Cbr-grl-7
Product: Protein CBR-GRL-7
Exons: 6
Coding region: 1-1071 (356 amino acids)
Source: RefSeq, a predicted model, not a curated record
AUGCUAUUCCGACUUGUCUCCACACUUCUUCUUGCUCAAACCACAUCAGCUUUCUUCUUCGGAGGCGGUGGUGGAGGUUGUGGAUGUCAGCAAGCUCCAGCCUGUGCCCCACCACCAGCACCAGCCCCAUGCUCAGGAGGAAACAUCGUUCAAGGAUACGUCGGAGCUCCACAGCAGGGAGGGUACGCCGCCGCUCCACAAUACCAACAAGGAGGAUACGCUGGAGCUCCACAACAAUUCCAACAAGGACCAGGACCAGCUCCCUACCAACCACAAGGAGGAUACCAAGCUGGGCCAGCUCCAGUUCAAGCCCCAGCUGGAGGAUAUCAAGAACCAGUUCCACAAGCUCCACAAGCACCACAGCCACAACCAGCUGAGGUUGCACCAGCUCAAGUUCAAGCUGGUGGAAAUUAUCAAGAGACUCCAGCUCAAACCGCUGGAGUUGAUCCAGCUCAACAACAGAGCGCUGUCCCAGAAAACGAAGCUGCUUAUACUGGAGAAGAACAAGAAGUUGUCGCUUCUCUUGCCCGUGAGGAGCCAAACUACCAGAACACUGGCACAAAUGUGGUUGAAGCCGAUCAACACGCAUCCGAACUCGGAAAUCAGGCUGCCGCCGCUGCUGCCAAGGUUGCUGAAGUCGUCGAGGAGGAUGAUGAGCCAAUCAAGAAGAAGGAUGAAGGAAAGACAACCAAAGUGAAGACCGUCAAGACCCCAGCUGCUUCUCCUGCUUCUUCUACCACCACCGCCGCAUCUUCCUCCACUUCGACUGAGUUCCCAGUCGGAGAGGAAAUUGUUCCAGACACCAACGAGAAGGAGGUCGAUAUCAGCGAGCUCCACCUCACCGAUGACCCACUUUGCAACUCUGAUGACUUGAGAAAGGUUGUCAUCGAUAACAUUGACGACCAAUUGAACAGCUCGAAGAGAAUGAUCCAAUUGGCAGCUGAGGCGCAAUUCGGAGGACGGUUUGAUGUGAUUUGCGCAAAUGGCGAUUUUAGCUAUGUGACAAACACAGAGCUCUAUUGCCAAGAGACAAAGGGAGAUAUCUCGUGCUACACCUAUCGUCAAUUGUAA